CGUUCAGGGUUCAAACCCAGCUCCUUGUUCUUUGGAUGAGUAUAUGCAUUAGUCUACAGGGUUUACUUUUAGUUGUUACAAGUAAAUGAGGAUGAUUACAAUGACCUCAACUCAAAUACAGAAAAUAUGAAAUUGAUAUUUCUUGCAUUUUCAUUUGCAGUUGAUGAAUUCCAAAAGCUUGACUGAGUUAUUCCAUCAAUCCAUCAUCAGUCAUUGAACAAAAGACAUUACCCAUUCAAAAUGGCCUUCAAUGCAACACAUCUGGAUCUGUACAUAACAAAAGAAAAAUAUUCACUCACAAUAAUAGUAAUGACAGUAAAAAUUAUAGAUAUGACAUGUAGUAACCUGGUAGUAACACAGCCAACUGUGACUGUUUAUAGCAAACUCAUUGGAAACAGAAGUGCAGAGGAGUGAGCCAUCUCGUCAAUGUGGGCAUAUCUUUGCUGUGCGCUGCCGUGCAGUGCAGUUUGUUCUCGCCGCCGAGCCCGUUCGACCCUUGAAGCUGCGGUGCCAGCUGUGUUACACCGCUGUUGUUCCGCUUGUCCCGUCAGUCACUGUCACAGACACCGUGAGCCCGAGCAAAGGCCUGCGGGGCGGCGGCGGCGGCGGCUGCCGGGCAGUAAACACACACUUGACAACACUAUGCACACAGCCACACGCAACACUGCGUGUCACAUUUGACCUGGACGUUAGCGCGUCGGCUAACGUUAGCUACCGACAGUUAGCUCGGCAGCUGACUGGCGGACAGAGACGGCCACAAUAAUAAUAAAGUUGAGGCAGCAGUUCGACAAAUGUCACGAACAGACAGGUAACGACACAAAGUGCAGAGAAGAAACGACGCGGCUCCACGGCCGCGGACUUUAACCACUGUUUCACACUCGCCUUCCGGACAGGGUCAACCGGCGCCGGUGAGGGUCAACAAUGCUGCUGUCGACCACAACACGCGUGCUCGGAAGAGGGAGCACUUUGCUCCGCAGCCCGUCGAAGAGCACCUGCGUAAAGAUGUCGUCCUCCUGUCGCGCGCACAGCCGGCUGCGGGUGCUGGUGGACAUGGACGGGGUCCUGGCCGACUUCGAGGGCGGGUUCCUGAAGAAGUACCGGGCCAGGUACCCGGACGAGCCCUACAUCUCCCUGGAGGACAGGCGGGGGUUCUGGGUGUCGGCGCAGUACGGCCAGCUCAGGAGUGACCUGUGUGUGAGUGACGAAAAAGCCAUCAGCAUCUGGGAGUCCAAAGACUUCUUCAUCGAGCUGGAGCCCCUGCCGGGAGGAGUGGAGGCCGUCAAGGAGAUGGCCAGGAUGGAUAACACAGAUGUCUUUAUUUGCACCAGCCCUAUAAAGCAUUACAAACACUGCCCGUUUGAGAAGUAUGCUUGGGUGGAGAGGCAUUUGGGUCAUGACUUUCUGGAGCAGGUCAUCCUGACCAGGGACAAGACAUUAAUCACUGGAGACGUCCUCAUCGACGACAAGCCUGACAUUCUGGGUGUGGAGCCCAAACCAGUGUGGGAGCACAUCCUGUUCACCGCCUGCCACAACAAGCAUCUGUCCUUCCAGAGACGGCUGCUGUCCUGGUCGGACGACUGGAGAGCUUUCCUGGACAGCAAGAGGAAGUGAGGAACUCCUCUAUGCAAGAGCCCCAGCGGCCUGGCUUCCUGGUUAGUGGAAGUUGUCUGGGGGGUCACCACCGCCGCAGCCAUGACAACCACAACAUCGCUGCGGCUUGGAGGGGUCGCUGUCUUGAGGAAGCGUUGCCAGCAUCCUGAGACGGGGUUGGUAAACUAGAGGUCAGAUGUCUUACACAAAGCAGACACUUGUUGCUCUCUGCUGGGAGAUGAUGCUCACUUGUUGGACCACAAGGGGGCACUAUGACACCGAGUGUGAAGUCACGUUGACAACCACAUUUCCACCUAUUUUACUGAAUCAGCCUGUCACGGAAAACAGAUGAACACAAGGAAUUUCAGUCUGAAAGGGCAGGUUGAACUUGUUGACAGCUGCUCUGUGUCUGCAUCCUGUAUGUUCUUGGUUUUUUUUUUAUGGUUCAUACUAUUGACAUUUCUGUUCAAAAUCAAACAUUUUUUCUCUGUGGUCCUCUUCACAAAAGGCUUAUCAGGAGUUCUCAGCACUGUGUUGCAUUAAUGAGUCAGCGGACCAUGAUGGACUCAGAACAACAGGACACUCCACUGCACACUAAAAUCUACAAAAAACUCUCUCCAUGAGUUGUGGGUGCUGACACGUGUGUCUUUGGUGAUGUGUACCAUACCACUGUCAACAAUGUAAAUACAAAUAGACACAUAUACAGAGAUACCUCUCAAGGGUUUUAAAGAGUUUGUGUGGGUGCUGUAUGUUGGUGCUUUAAAAAGUGUUUUCUCUAUGUUUCACAAAGAUACACAUGUCUUAAUAAAUAGUCCAACGACAACUAAAAUGCUAGUUCAAGUUUGAGCGUUGCACAAAUACAUAUGCAUGUUGCCAAAACCAUCACUAGUGUAGAAUAUGUGAGAAUAACAGUCAGUGAAUAAAUGUGGGCUGAAUAUGUUUAAGAAAUAAAAGAUGAGAUUAAAUAUAAAAUUCAUUUCCAGAUUUAAGAAGGAACAAAAAAAAAGUUGAUUUAUCAGAUUACUUUUUGCUUUUACUUACUCAACUUUCACACGGCCACUGGAACCAUUUGCCUGUUGUAAAUACUAAUCAUAAUAGUACCUAUACAGUACACUUCAAACACAACCUACACAUGUGUGAGUAGUGGUCUUGAUCUGUGCUAUUUUCAUACUCAUAUUUUAUCUUUUUAGCUUGUUUACAAAAGCACAUGGAAUCAGGUACAAACCAAGUUCACAGAGCAUUUUGGCAAUUUCUGUCACACCAGUCAUGAUUUUGCCUUUUGCUGCAAUUAUGUUUUUGAGGAACAAGGCGGUGGACACUGAUCGUGUGUAUUGGCAGACGUACUUAGAUGUUCUUUGUGCCUGGUUGCUUGUGGUUUGUGCGUUGUUUCACCUCACUUCAAAUAAGUAUGACAAAAAAAAAACAGCAGGUCUAAGGCACUUUAUUGUUAUGCAUAUAUAUAAAUACACACACAUAUAGAUAUAUGGCCAGGGUGUACCCCGCCUCUGGCCUAAUAUCAGCUUGAAUUGGCUCAAGCCCUUACGUGACUUGAUAGAUAAAGUGGUAAAGAUAAUGGAUGGAUGGAUAUAUAUAGAGAGAUUUCUGUAGCUUGCCCUGAAUACAUAGUUGUUUCUCAUGAAACUCGCCACAGUUCUUGCAGUCAAGAACGAACCGUGUCCAUCGCUCUUCUGAGAGCUACUAAGAAAUGCUAUUAACAUUCAACUUGGGAGUAAUUGAAAGUCGAGACACUCCUCUUGCAUUGUACUCACAGCAAAGUGUCGUUGUAACGUCUAAGAACGGCUCUCAUGUCGUCUUAUCCAUCACGUGUACAGUGUGCUGAGAGGGGAGGAACAGCCAGUCAGAGACAAGAAAUUAAACACAACCCAAUUGUUGAUUCUUUGAAAUUACUUAAAAGCAAAUAUUCAGUUUUUUUAUUUUUCCAAGUUUAAUAAUAGUAAUUCUUUUAAAUUUGUAUAAACGUUUAAAUUCACGCUGGAAUUUCAGCACAGGAGGAAGCCCCCCCCCCCUUUCCCUAACUUGUGAUUCGUCAAAGUCACAUGUUUGUUUCCGAAUACUUCCAUCCACCGUUAACCAGUCAACUAGGUCAGCUCUUGCUCCGAGUGCUGGAAGCUUCUUCCCAUCGGAAGUGCUUGUCCGUUCCACGUGGUCGCCCCGCUUGAUGAAUUGUGUUGUCGCUGAAGCUGCUCGUCGGCAGAAGGCGAGUCAGCCGUUGCACCGGUGCCAAGUUGCAUGUCAGCCACUUUUGUCAAUGAAUGUCUCUGGUUUGCCGUGCUGAUGAUCACUUUUUGCGGCAAGUGCCGCGCAAUGCGGAGACAAUAGAUCCAAUAAAGAAAUCUAAAAGUAAACAUCAA
Scophthalmus maximus (turbot) is the source of this 3962-nucleotide messenger RNA. RefSeq names its product 5'(3')-deoxyribonucleotidase, mitochondrial-like. Bases 922 to 1611 code for a protein of 229 amino acids. The transcript has 6 exons. NCBI's taxonomy places the organism in Eukaryota, Metazoa, Chordata, Actinopteri, Pleuronectiformes, Scophthalmidae. The record is from RefSeq and is a predicted model, not a curated record. Gene Ontology annotation, biological process: pyrimidine deoxyribonucleotide catabolic process. Gene Ontology annotation, molecular function: 5'-nucleotidase activity.